Molecule: messenger RNA, 1222 nt
Organism: Klebsormidium nitens
Lineage: Eukaryota; Viridiplantae; Streptophyta; Klebsormidiophyceae; Klebsormidiales; Klebsormidiaceae
Source: the annotation of a GenBank genome assembly
AGCUAUUUAAACUUCAAGUUGACGUGAACUUUUGACGCCUUCAAAAUGGUGGCGCCAAAGCAGGGUGGCCUCUUCAAAGUAGAGGGUGGUGUGCUCGAUCAUGCAUCAAAGCCCCCUCUGUCCAAGACUGAGAUCAACCUGCACCGCUUGCUGAAGAGCUGCGAGCGGCAGGCGGCAGAGUUGGACGAUGCGAUUCUGAGGCAGGACCUUCGGUUUGCAAACUAUGUCGCUGUCGCGCGCGACCUGCUGAGCGAGCUGCAAGGGAGAGAGAUUCACAACUCUUUGCCUAGCAUCUCUGCUAGCAGAGCAGAAGAGUACGAGAAGCGCAUUGGCACUCUGGAGAAGCGAGUAGAUGAACAAACACGGCAGGCGACGACAGCAAGAAACGAGGCUGGCUCGGAUGGGGCAAGUGGCACCAAUCACCAGCCGCCAAGUGGCGGAGGGGAACCUCCUCAGUCCAGUCAGAGGGAUCCCCCUCCAACUUCGACGAACGCAGCGGAGCCACAGCUGCGCCAACGGAGUGGGAAAUCUCGUCAAACGGAGCUCCUAGCAACCAAGGCUCACCAGAGCGGGGGCAAACUGGAUCAGGACGUCAGCCGAGUCUUGGAUCAGCAUCGCCAGUUGCAAGAGGGUCUGACGGACGAGAUGGUUGAGCUUGCGAGGGCUAUCAAGAACAACAGUCUCGCCAUGGAGCAAAGCAUGAAAGAGACCGGCAAGGUACUUGAUGCAACGGAGCGUGCGGUCGAGCAUAGCAUUGCAACCACGAGCCAUGUCAACACACGAGCAUCGAAGAUAUAUUCAGCAACUUUUCGGACCGGGUGUUUUACUUGGCUUGUGCUCCUAGCCGUGUCUGCCAUCUUCUUUGGGAUGGUAUUUUUGAUCAGGAUUACUUGACAUUGGGGAGGUUGUUGUGGCGCUUUUCGCUGCAAUGGUCCUUUGAAGUGUCACGAAUUCGUAGGGACGAACAAUAUGUUUAAGGUGCAUGUUCAAUUUACUGCCAGCUCGUCUACAGGAAUCUCGGUCGGUACAGAUUUCAGCAGGUUGGACCGCCUCUAUUAUCCAGGAAUUGUGGUGUUACUGCCUCACUCAAGCCUGCUGAAUUCCGUAAAGGGUGUAAGCAGUAUGUUCGAUUCAGAAAUGUAAUCAUGUAUAGGUAUGCUCGGACCUUGUUACGUCAGACCUUGUCCAGUGCAUGAAUGCCAAUCUUGGAAGUCAAGUACCU